GUUGCACUUCCGGACGGGUUAUUUUUUUUAUUUUAUUUUCCUCUUUCUCUCCUCUCCUCUUCUCUCUCGGCUCAUUUCUCUCUUUUGCUUUGCUUUUUUCUUUUUGUUUUCCUUUUUUUUAUCACUGGCACCAUGUCGAUGCUAGCCGAUGCCUACGAUUUUUUACUAAAGCUGCUGCUCGUCGGCGAUUCCGGUACAGGAAAGUCCUGUCUUUUACAUCACUUUCUAGAGAAUCAAUUUAAGAAAGAUUCAGUGAAUACGAUCGGCAUGGAAUUUGGCACGCGUAUUAUUCACAUUGUCGAAAAAUCCAUCAAACUCCAAAUCUGGGAUACUGCAGGACAGGAACGGUUUCGCGCAUUAACAAAGAGUUACUUCCGUGGGGCAGCAGGCGCUUUAGUAGUCUACGACAUCUGCAAUAGAGAUACCUUUUUGGGCGUACGAUCGUGGCUCAAAGAUGUACGAUCACUGGCCAACCCGGAACUAGUCAUUAUACUCGUCGGUAACAAGACCGAUCGUGCCGAUGAACGUGAAGUUUCUUAUAUUGAAGCGAGUCGAUUCGCCCAGGAACAUGAACUGAUGUUUUUAGAGGCCAGUGCACUAACCGGUGAUGGUGUUGAGGAAAUGUUUUUCAAAUGUGCAAGAUCUAUUUUGAGCAAGAUCGAAACAGGGCAAAUUGACCCGGAACGUAGUGGUAGUGGUGUGCAAUUUGGCGAUUCAAGUUUAAGGCGAAUGACCCAGCGUACGCGAACACGGAGAAAGGAACGAUCAUGCUGUUUCUAGAUUGGCUUUUCUUUUCUAUUUAAUUUAUCCUCGACGAUUUCCAGCCAUAACCGGCACCCUUGAUGACCCAUCUUUUAGCCGCCUGUCAGACGGCUUUUUUUUUUACCUACGCUUAACGAUAAUAAGAUAUACUUGAUUAAAACAUUUUGUCC
Radiomyces spectabilis is the source of this 932-nucleotide messenger RNA. RefSeq lists its product as uncharacterized. Gene Ontology annotation, cellular component: endosome. The record is from RefSeq and is a predicted model, not a curated record. Gene Ontology annotation, molecular function: GTPase activity; GTP binding. The coding region runs from base 133 to 780 and encodes 215 amino acids. The transcript has 9 exons. Gene Ontology annotation, biological process: regulation of endocytosis. NCBI's taxonomy places the organism in Eukaryota, Fungi, Mucoromycota, Mucoromycetes, Mucorales, Radiomycetaceae.